UUACUAUUGUGUUGUGUUUCAGAUCGCUCCUGCUUCCAAGUAAACGCUAAUAGUACGUGCUACAACACUAUCAACUCUUAGUCUCGGUAAUGGAACUGUUUUAAGCUCACGUCUGCAUUAUUUUUAAUUUUUGUCAAUUAAUUUCACUUAUUAUCUGGUAAUCGAUAAUCAAACACACUGCUCCCCACAAUCCUCUAGCAUCCAAGAUUCUUUCAGGCUGAACAGAAACUUUAUGAAAUCUAGACAUUAAAAGCAUAUGGACUUGUUCAAGCUGUAUACAAAAAAGAUUUUGGAUUCAUGGACAUCUUUGCGCCUUGGUCUAAAUCAGGAGUCUGGAGGCCCAAAUACACAACAAAAAGUAGGAUUAUUGUACGAACAUCUACCUCAGGUUGUUUUAAAGUCUAAACACGAGGAUGAAAUAAGCGACUUUUUGGAAGAUUAUUUAGAUGAUGAAUUAAAUAUCAUUUGUGAAGACAAAUCUCACGAAGAAGUUGCACGUCUAAUAUACGAAGGACUUCUUCUUUUUCGAAAUAAAAACACCAGUGAACUUCAGGAUAAAAUAGACAAAUUGACAACUGGUUGUAAUCUUAAUCAAUGUUUAUCUCAAGACCAAAGCACUGAUGCUGACGAUUUGACUUGCAGUGAGUCAGACUCAGGAAGUGAGGAGGAUGUUGACAUGGAGUAAAAGCUUUCUUUGCAAAAUGUAUAAUAUUUCCUUGUACAUACUAGUUUGCUUUGGUUAUAAUAAUGCAAUGUCUUUUAUCUGCUAUUAUUAAACAUGUGUGAGUUGCAACUUCCGAACUUAAGAAUUUCGCUGACAUGAUUCGGUUAUUCUCUGAUUAACCUAAUAAACGAGUGAGGUUUGGGUGGAGAACUUU
Messenger RNA from Schistosoma mattheei, 878 nucleotides. Lineage: Eukaryota; Metazoa; Platyhelminthes; Trematoda; Strigeidida; Schistosomatidae. The record is from the annotation of a GenBank genome assembly.